GUCGUGAUCCGGCGCCGACCAUUUUUAAAUCCGCGAAUCCCCGCUGCAGCAGGGAGACGGCCGAACUUGAUCACAUCGCAACCGCGCACGGAAGCAAAGACCAAUCACGACGCGCGCCAUGGCCCAGUGGUCGCUGCCACGGAGCUUGAUGAUGGACGACGAGGAAAUGGCCAAGAAGGACGACGAUCUGCCUAGAUCACGACACAACACUAGAGCAGCAAGUUGGCAGGCGAACAAGCCGCACGCGAUGAGAAGGAGCUCGGCCGGCCGAUUUGCUGUUUAUACGCUGUUCGUCGUCUUUCUAUUAUACAUCUACAGCCAGUAUCGCGGCGGCGGCGUCUACUACGAAGAUGGAGAGACACCGCUGCGAUCACCCGGACGAUUCAUGUCCCAGCAUCGCGGUGCUGGCUACGGCUUCGACGACUCGCUCGAUCUCAUCGAUGAUAGGAAACACGACAUGUCAAAAAAUAAACAAAAGCCCAAGGGCCAGGCCAAGGGCAAGCAAUCGGGGCAGGCCGCCGUCUCGGAACCUGCUUAUUUCACCGGCCCGAUCCAGUUUCCACGACUAGCAAUGUCGUUGCGAGCUUCUGGGAGCUCGGGUGGCAGAAAUCCACGCAACAGAAAUAUUCUAAUUGCCGCAUCUAGUUUGCGCGCAGUUGCCAAUGUCCUCCCCUUUGCUUGCCAGAUGGCGAGCGAUGACUUGAGCAGCAUACAUGUCGCCAUCAUGAGCCGGCACGAUGUACUUAUAAAAGAUUUACUUGCCAUUAAUGGUGUUACUGAAGAUUGUCAUAUCAGAGUACACGACGCGAGAGUCGAUCAUAAUGACGAAUCCUCCAACACUCGUCUUGCUGUAGCAUCUUUAAGAGCCUUUGACUAUCUGGCAACAUACGUACACCCACAGGUCGUUAUCGUGGACGGCUCCAUCUCUGAGGAAGGCUUUUUCGUCGAAUCAGCUAGAGAGCAGCUCAAGGCGGCGAAAAUACCUUUAAUAGAGCUACCAAGCCAAGCAUAUAAUACUCUCUCGUGGAUUUCCAAGCUGGAUGCCGUGGCCCUCUCAGCCUGGCACGACGUACAUUUUGAUAUUCUUAUUCAGGCACCAUUCACAGGUAGUGGUAAUCUUAUUCGUCUAUUGCGAUCUCUAGCGGCGGCAGACAUUGCUGGACACCCGAUGCCGCAUAUUACAAUCGACCUGCCCCCUACAGUCGAACCGGCGCUGGAGGAAUUCCUGGAUGGCUUUCAUUGGCCUCCGGCGUCGGCAAAGGCUCGCUCAUCACAUAUGCUGUCGCUACGCCACCGAAUUAACAAUAAAAAGCUUACCGAAGAAGAAAGCUUGGUUCGCUUCAUUGAAUCGUUUUGGCCUAAUAAGCCAGCUAAUAGCCAUAUUCUCAUACUAUCACCAAAUACCGAAGUUACACCAGACUUUUUCCAUUAUGUUCGAUAUGAACUCCUUCACAGACUCUACAGCGUCAGCGGCCAGUCGCGCAACGCGGAUGGCGGCCUCUUCGGACUCAGUCUGGCACAACCUCGCUUGGACCCUCACAGUGACAAGCCAUUUGUGCCCCCAACAUCUGACAGCAAAGAUGGAAAGCCGGCCGGGGACACUUCAUUCCUAUGGCAAAUGCCCGGCACUGAUGCCAUGCUCGUCUUUGGUGACAAAUGGGUUGAGCUUCAUGGGUACAUCUCACAACUUCAGGAUCAGAACCAUGGCAAGGAUCCAGCUUCGGGGCUACUCUCCAAGCAAACCACGGCAAAACAGCCAGCUUGGAUAGAACAUAUGGUUCAACUCUCUCGGCUGCGCGGGUAUUUGACGCUAUAUCCAAGCAAAGCAACAGCCUCAUCCAUCAUCACCGUGCAUGAUGAUUUAGUGGACGUACCUGAGGAGUUCUUGGACCGAGAGCAGCAGCCGAGGCCGCCAAAGCCUACCGAAUUAGCUAAAGAGGAUCAAAGACAACCGCUGAGCAACGUUGCCAUGAUCAAGACAUUGCCGAAAAACGGUGAGCUUGUACACUUACUUCACAUGCCAGUUGUAUCAUGGAAUGGCAAAGUGACAAGUCGAGAAGAUGUGCGAGUCCAGGCAAGGAGUCAGCUGCAAAAGUUCCGCAGCGAUGUUGGCGGCUGCGCAGCGCAUGAGGGCCCAGUCGCAAAGGAUAGGCUAGCGAGGGACUUGUUUUGUAAGGUUAAAUGA
This is a messenger RNA of [Torrubiella] hemipterigena, 2185 nucleotides long. The record is from the annotation of a GenBank genome assembly. Lineage: Eukaryota; Fungi; Ascomycota; Sordariomycetes; Hypocreales; Clavicipitaceae.